Austrofundulus limnaeus is the source of this 3779-nucleotide messenger RNA. It is a transcript of the gene rasgrp3, whose product is annotated as RAS guanyl releasing protein 3 (calcium and DAG-regulated). Gene Ontology annotation, cellular component: plasma membrane. Gene Ontology annotation, biological process: Ras protein signal transduction. Gene Ontology annotation, molecular function: calcium ion binding; guanyl-nucleotide exchange factor activity. The transcript has 16 exons. Lineage: Eukaryota; Metazoa; Chordata; Actinopteri; Cyprinodontiformes; Rivulidae. The coding region runs from base 233 to 2473 and encodes 746 amino acids. The record is from RefSeq and is a predicted model, not a curated record.
GCUUUUGGAAAGACGGAGWGGCUGGGGGACCCUCUGGACCCCAGUGGGUUUUUGUUUUCAUGYAGAUUUGAGGAGAUCUAAAGAAACACCGCUUCAUGGAUAUCUUUAAAACCUGGCUCUUUGAGUUGAGCGGUAGAUUCUGGUGAUUGCAAGUCUCAGGUCUUAAGAUCUGCUGCUCCAAGGAAAGUCCUGACAGGCGUAUCGAUCUCUGGGUUUCCACCAGUUUGGCACCAUGGGAUCCUCCACAUUAGGAAAGGCAGCRUCUCUUGAUGCUCUUCUUAAUGAAUGCAUUUAUGCAUUUGAUGACAGCGGGGAGCUACAUGGUAACCUACUUCCUCGAACCCUCCUGCUGAUGCAUCGCUGGUACGUUACAUCCUCUGAGCUGGCUGGAAAACUACUGAUGAUGUACCGUGACUGCAGAGGCACCGACUGUCAGAAGACCAGGCUAAAGAUUUGCUUGUUAAUGAGGUACUGGAUAGUGACGUUCCCUGCAGAGUUCAACCUGGAUUUGGGGUUGAUCCGGAUCACAGAGGAGUUCAGAGAAGUGGCAACUCAGCUUGGCUGCGAGGAGCAUUUUAAACUCAUUGACAUCUCCACCAUUCCAUCGUACGACUGGAUGCGGAAACUGACCCAGAGGAAGAAGCAGGUUAAGAAAGGCAAGGCGUCGCUGUUGUUUGACCAUUUGGAGCCCAUGGAGCUGGCAGAGCAUCUCACCUUUCUGGAGUUCAAGUCGAUACGGAGAAUAUCAUUCACUGAUUACCAGAGCUACGUCAUCCAUGGCUGUCUUGUGGACAACCCAACUCUGGAGCGAUCCAUCGCUCUGUUCAAUGGCGUGUCACAGUGGGUCCAACUGAUGGUGCUCAGCAAACUCACCCCUCAGACCCGCGCAGAAGUGAUCACCAAAUACAUCCAUGUGGCUCAGAAACUCCUGCACCUGCAGAACUUCAACACUCUAAUGGCGGUGGUGGGAGGACUGAGUCACAGCUCCAUUUCUCGACUGAAGGAAACUCACACUCACCUCGCUCCAGAGGUUGUGAAGAUCUGGAACGAGAUGACUGAGCUGGUCUCCUCCAGCAACAACUACUCAAACUACCGAAAGGCCUUCUCUGAGUGCCGGAGGUUUAAAAUCCCCAUUCUGGGCGUGCACCUCAAGGACCUGAUUGCAGUUCACGUGGUCUUUCCGGACUGGGUCGGUAAGAGCAAUCAGGUGAACCUCGUGAAGAUGCAUCAGCUCUACAUGACCUUCAAUGAGCUGGUGUCACUGCAGAGUGCAGUGGCCCAGGUGGAGCCCAACAUGGACCUCAUCUACCUGCUGACGCUUUCUCUUGACCUUUAUUAUACAGAAGAUGAGAUUUAUGAGCUGUCGUUGCUGAGGGAACCUCGUAACUCCAAAUCUCAGCCUACCUCUCCAACUACUCCUAACAAGCCUUUGGCCCCUCUGGACUGGGCCUCUGGCGUCACCACCAAACCAGAUCCCUCUGUGGUCAAUAAACACAUCCGGAAGGUGGUGGAAUCUGUCUUUAGGAAUUAUGACCACGACCAUGAUGGUUACAUUUCCCAGGAAGACUUUGAGAGCAUUGCAGCUAACUUUCCCUUUCUUGAUUCCUUCUGUGUUUUGGACAAAGAUCAGGAUGGGUUAAUCAGUAAGGAUGAGAUGAUAGCGUAUUUCCUGCGGGCUAAUCCUCUUCUCCAGUGUAAGAUGGGACCAGGAUUCAUUCACAAUUUCCAGGAGAUGAACUACCUGAAGCCCACGUUCUGUGAACAUUGUGCUGGAUUUCUGUGGGGGAUCAUCAAACAAGGUUACAAGUGUAAAGACUGUGGCGUUAAUUGUCAUAAACAAUGCAGAGAACUGCUGGUUCUGGCCUGUAGGAAGCUGAUUCGCUCAGGUUCUCUAAGCAGCAUCUCUCCAGCCAGACUGGCCCACAGCUCGCUGCCCAGCAGCCCCACACAGCCCACCUGUAAAGACGAAGACGACGUGUUCGAGUUCCCAGCUGUCCCUUCAGCAGGUCCAGCUCUGGACACUCAGUCCAUCACCCUAAUGACGGGWUCAGCCCAGAGGAUCUCUGUGCGUCUGCAGAGGGCCACCACCAGCCAGGCCACGCAGACCGAGCCCCUCUGGCCUGAACUGAGCUGGGGGGUCACGGACAGCGGCUCCCACACCUUCCCCAAAAUGAAAUACAGGACUCACAGGAAAAUGUCUAAAAAYAAAGGUUUCGCCUGUUGGGAAAAUCAGAAUGACAGGCRGCAUGAGGGGAUUUCCUUCAGGUGCAGUGUGGACUGUCAUCAGAACAAGCCCGAUGUCUCUGACCAGCCUGCGCAGAACGGGGUAACAAAUGUAAGACAAGCAACAGAAUUACUGCUGACUGAAACUGAGAAUCACGUUUCAGCUCCAAAUGAACUGGGCCARUUUGUGUCCUGUCAUCCUUGUCAGACGCUACCACAGCUGGAAGAGACUGUGGUCCCAAACAUAUAAGACCUGCUCAAUAAUGCAAGAACCCCAAACUUAUGGGUUUGCUCCACCAUUUUUUGACUUUAAUAUCAUCACUCCUAACAAAACAAACAUUUAGUUUAUUGUCUCUAAUUUUACCUACAUAUAUUGACAAAGUCAGUUUCUUGACUUGAGGCAAAGUACUGAUCAUACUGGUCAAAUAUUACUCCARUAAAGUAGCCCUGUCAAUUUAUUACUUGAGUUAAAGUACUGGAGUAUGUGUAYCUACAAUUUUGAAGUUUUUCCAACAAUGGAUUACACUAGUCGAAAAUAACUGGGAAAUUUUUCACAGAGGUUUUUACUUGUUAUUAGUAUUUGUAAGUUUGCUGAAUUGAAAAUAAUAUUUGUUAUAAUAAACUAAAAACAAUUUAAUAAAGUUUAUUUGGUAUAAAUUCAUUUAAAAUGGCCCAAAAGUCUAAAACACUGUAACUUAGGUCUUUAAUUAAAUGAGUGCAUGCUGAAAUCAUUAAUCAGGAUGUAAACAUGGACCCCCAGUAGUGCUGAACCAUAGAAUCCUUCUUCUUCUUCUUCUUCUCUUCAGAACCGAUUUAAAGCAGCUUAUCACCACUUACUGUAUAGAGUUAUAGUGUGUAAUUUUACUGAGUGUCAGUGGAACAAAACAGAUGCAAACUACGUAAACACGACCUCCACCUCUGCUCCUGACGCUGAACACUAUUAAAGAGGUGUUUGAGGGGUGUCGCCUAGUGGUUCAGAGCAGUACUGCACUUUAAGACCCUUCUUCCAUUUUUGGCUUUGUGUGAAAUGCAUGUGACCACAAGUUAACAUAUGUUUGCAAAUAUUUCUGACACAAAAGUAACCUUUUAMCCCCCUUCUCUUUACCUUAAGGACAGCUGACUUGGCCAGACCAAUGAAGACUGGGGCCACAGGACCAAGACCAGGCGGCCUUUCACUAAGGGGACCAGGAGGCUCUUCUCACUGAGGAAGACUCUGGGCUGCUUGAGGUUCCCCUUCAGUGGCCAAAUUAUCUCGACCUCCAGAGUGUGAAGAAGAAGCUGUGAUCUGCUAUAAAUCCCUUUAAUGACUUUUUAACCUAAGGAGCACUAUAGAACACUGGAUCUCAGACUUCUGUUCACACCUGGAUGAACAUUACACAGAGCUUUUAGAAAAGAAAAAGCAAACUGACUGAAAAUAUCAUAGAAAUGUGUAAUGUGUUCAGGUGAGUGGCUCAAAUCCACAGAUCACAGAAAGCAGGAUGGAUGUUGGAGAGAAUGUAAAUAAGUAAACGUGUAAAUUAAGCUGCAAAUAAAAGGAAARGCAACCUGAAGGUGAA